Messenger RNA from Oppia nitens, 1241 nucleotides. RefSeq names its product endothelial cell-selective adhesion molecule-like. The transcript is spliced from 14 exons. NCBI's taxonomy places the organism in Eukaryota, Metazoa, Arthropoda, Arachnida, Sarcoptiformes, Oppiidae. The coding region runs from base 352 to 1230 and encodes 292 amino acids. The record is from RefSeq and is a predicted model, not a curated record.
UAAAGCCUCAACACUGUUGUGAUGAUAAUGUUGUUGUUGUUGACCAGCAAUUAAUAAUAACAGUUAUUAUUUAGAUAUGUUAUGUGAGACACAAACACUUGGGAUAAGUAUUUUUUGAAUAUUUUUUUUUGCAUCGUUUUUGUCGAGAUUUAAAGGGAAUGCCAUUAUUGUCGGCACAGUUGUCGUCGUCAUCGUUGUCUACGGUGUUGUGUCUAUCCCUGUGCUGCUGUUGUGUUGGUGUUGUUCAGCUACCAGUGCUGGCAAAAUGAUGUCGUUAUCAGCCGAAUGUAUCAAAUUUCCGAUCACUCGUCUAUUGUUGUGUUGACAAAACCAUAUAAUUGAAAAAAAACUAUGUUUUACUUAUUAUUUCUACUAUUUCUGCUCAUAUUUGCUCAUAGUGUAGUAUCAUUGAGGCUGAUUAUGCUGGACGUGCCGUCCCCAUCAUACGUGGGCGAAUCAGUUGAAUUAACAUGCUCAUACGACCUGGGUGAUGAUAGACUAUACUCAGUUAAAUGGUAUAAAAAUGAUGUCGAAUUUUAUCGAUAUGUCCCAAAGGAUUGGCCGCCCGGACAGUUCCUACCGAUUCCCGGCAUUAGAGUCGAUCUAUCGAGAAGUGGUAAAAACUCGGUGUUUCUCAAACAGGUCGACAUCCAUACAGCCGGUCUCUAUAGAUGUGAGGUAUCGGCCGAAGCGCCGUCUUUUGUGACCGCAGAGGGACAGAAGGUUUUGGAAGUGACCGUAUUGCCAUCACAAGGACCAUCAAUUACUGGCAUACAAUCCAAGUAUAAAUUGGGACAAAUAGUAUCAUUGAAUUGCACUUCAGCUAAGAGUAAGCCGUCGGCGUCAUUAAAGUGGUAUAUUAAUGAUCAAGAGAUUGGCAGUGAAUACGAGACAAUAUACUCGACAACACUUCAUUCAGAUGGACUCGAGACUAGUAGUCUGAGUCUUAAGUUUAUAGCCAACGAAAAGCACUUCAAAAAUGCUAACAUACGGUUCAAAUGUAUGGCAACCAUAUCGCGAAUGUAUACUAUGAGCGAUGAAGCGUUUGGCACUUCCGCUGAUUAUAAGGCCUCGGGAUCGCUGAAUGUCGGGCCACUGGGACUCGGACAGGUGCGCGGCACAGCCUCAUCGAUAGCCAAAAUAAAUAGCGUUUGGACGGUAUGGUUGGCCUGGAGUUUGUCUCUUAUAAGCACUUGGAUGGCACUCAGGCAUCAUAAUAGCAACACAUGAAAAAAAACACA